Penicillium taxi is the source of this 594-nucleotide messenger RNA. RefSeq names its product glutathione peroxidase. Gene Ontology annotation, molecular function: glutathione peroxidase activity. The record is from RefSeq and is a predicted model, not a curated record. The transcript is spliced from 2 exons. Gene Ontology annotation, biological process: response to oxidative stress. NCBI's taxonomy places the organism in Eukaryota, Fungi, Ascomycota, Eurotiomycetes, Eurotiales, Aspergillaceae. Bases 1 to 594 code for a protein of 197 amino acids.
AUGGCCUCCGCAACCACUUUCUUCGACUUUGAGCCCAAGGAUAAAAAGGGCGAACCCUUCCCUCUCGCCUCACUGAAGGGCAAGGUCGUGCUCGUCGUCAACACCGCCUCAAAAUGUGGCUUCACCCCCCAGUUUGAAGGUCUUGAGAAGCUUUAUCAGGACCUGAAGAAACGCUUCCCAGAAGACUUCACCAUACUCGGCUUCCCCUGCAACCAGUUCGGCAGCCAAGACCCCGGUUCCAACGACGAGAUCCAGUCCUUCUGCCAACUCAACUACGGCGUCACAUUCCCCGUUCUGGGCAAAGUUGAUGUGAAUGGUGGUGAAGCCGCGCCUGUCUUCAACUGGCUCAAGGAACAACAGUCCGGUCUUAUUGGACUCAAGAGAGUUAAGUGGAACUUUGAGAAGUUCCUUGUAACACCUGAAGGCAAGGUCGCCGGCCGUUGGUCUUCUCUUACUAAGCCUGAUGCUUUGGAGGAACCCAUUGUGAAGGAGAUUGAGAAGGCUAAGGCUAAGGGUCUCUUGGCUUCUCAAAAGAAAGCUACCGAGACCACUGCGGCUGCUGAGGCCACUGAGGCCCCUGUUGCAUCUGCUUAA